Molecule: messenger RNA, 524 nt
Organism: Entrophospora sp. SA101
Lineage: Eukaryota; Fungi; Glomeromycota; Glomeromycetes; Entrophosporales; Entrophosporaceae
Source: the annotation of a GenBank genome assembly
GUGCUCGAUGGAUUGAUGGAUCUGUAGAAAAUGAUUUGCCAAUGAACAAGCUCUCUGAACUCUUUAAUGUAAAUCAUUUUAUUGUGUGUCAAGUAAAUCCACACGUAGUUCCAUUUCUACAAAAAAAAUUGAUUGCAUCACCUAUAAGUCGAGCAAUUAAAUGGUUUUUAUGUUUUGCCAUUUCCGAGCUACAGCAUCGAAUGAAUCAGCUUAGCGAAAUUGGUGUAAUGCAAAGUCUUAUAUAUCGAGUUCAAUCAAUCAUGUCACAAUGUUAUUAUGGUGAUAUCACUAUUGUACCCAAUAUUAGUUACAUGGAUUUUCUUAAGAUUCUUUCCAAUCCUUCACCUGAAAUAUUAGGAGAAGCUACGUUGAGGGGUGAAAGGGCUACUUGGCCUAAAAUUUCCAUUAUACGUAAUCAUUGUCAAAUUGAAUUGGCAUUAGAUGAAGUGAUCCAUAGACUUCGUCGUCGACAACUAGAUUCAUCAUUUAUUAAGACUUCAAAAAUUGAAAUUAGAAAAGGAUGA